UAUAGCUGAAAUACAAAAAGAUGUAGAAUACAGAUUGCCAUUCACAGUAAACAACUUAACAAUUAACAUAAAUAUAUUACUUCCUCCACAAUUUCCUCAGGAAAAACCAGUGAUUAGUGUUUAUCCACCAAUAAGACAUCACUUAAUGGAUAACCAAGGAUUAUAUGUUACCUCGCCAUUAGUAAGCAAUUUUACAAUGCACUCAGAUCUUGGAAAAAUUGUUCAAAGUCUUUUGGAUGAGUUCUGGAAGAAUCCUCCAGUUUUAGCUCCUACUUCAACAGCAUUUCCAUAUCUGUAUAGCAAUCCAGGUGGGAUGCCUCCUUACCCUUCUCAAGGUUUUCCGUUUCUUCCUUCAUAUCCUCCACAAGAAGCUAACAGGAAUAUCACAUCUUUGUCUGUAGCUGACACUGUUUCUUCUUCAACCACAAGUUACACCACAGCCAAGCCAGUGGCUCCUUCAUUUGGCAUCCUUUCAAGUCUGCCUUUACCUGUUCCCACAACAGAAUCUUCAGCACCGAUUAACCAAAAUGGUUUUGGCUAUAAGAUGCCGGAUAUCCCUGAUGCAUUUCCAGAACUUUCAGAACUAAGUGUGUCACAGCUCACAGACAUGAAUGAGCAGGAAGAGGUGUUACUAGAACAGUUCCUGAUGUUGCCUCAACUGAAGCAAAUUAUUACUGACAAGGAGGACCUAGUAAAAAGUAUUGAGGAAUUAGCAAGAAAAAAUCUCCUUUUGGAGCACAGCUUGGAAACCAAAAGGCAAACCGUUUUAGAUAAGUAUGAAUUACUUAUACAAAUGAAGUCUACCUUUGAAAAGAAGAUGCAAAGACAACAUGAACUCAGUGAGAGUUGUAGUGCAAGUGCCCUACAGGCAAGAUUGAAAGUAGCUGCACAUGAAGCUGAGGAAGAGUCUGAUAAUAUUGCCGAGGAUUUCUUGGAGGGAAAAACUGAAAUAGAUGAUUUUCUCAGUAGCUUCAAGGAAAAGAGAACAAUUUGCCACUGUAGAAGAGCUAAAGAAGAGAAGCUUCACCAGGUGAUUGCAAUGCACAGCCAAUUUCAUGCUCCUCUAUAGGAAGUUUCCGAACUGACAGGAGUAAACAUGAUGCUGUAUGUGAAUCAAAAACCUCUCGUUGAAUUCAAAGGCGCAAGGGAACUGCUCCAUUAACUGCCAGACACACUCAAUGAACUGGUCGAUUACUGGAGAGAUUUCUUUCGGGUCACCAUCUAAAUUCCCAUAUCUGUAAAACAAAGUAUUCCAGACUUUAUAACAGAAGAGGUGUUUUUUUUUUUUUUAAUUAGAAAUCUACAAAUGCAAAGAUAAUCUUAAAGCAACCUUAAUACCUAAGCAAAUCUUAUAAAAUCUGCACUUCUGGCUACAACUACACCUCUCUGGAGCCCACUUCUGGGUGUGAACAGGAUCCUGAAGCACCUUUCAGCCUUUCCCCCUAGGCAUUUCGAUUCUUCUCUGCCACACACAGACUACCAAGAAACCCAAAGCCAUCCAGAGAAACCCAAAGCCAUCCAGAGAAGACAGCAGAAACCAAGGAACAAAACACCCACUCAACAAACACAGAGAUGAGCACCUAGAAUUACAAUCAUUCUGAAUCCAGAUGCCUAGACACCAGCAUAAAAGCACACUUAAUAGCUAGGACAAUGUGUCUCCUCUAGAGCCCAACAACUCUACCACAGUAGGCACUGAGCAUUCCAACAUAACUGAAGCACAAGAAAAAAUACUUUAAAAUACCUUUGUGAAUAUAAUAGAGGUCUUUAAAGAAGUGAAUAAAUCCCUAAGAGAAAUCUGUGAAAAUACAAACAGUGGAAGGAAAUGAACAAAACAGCUGAAGUCCUGAAGUGGAAAUAGAAUCAAUAAAGAAAACCCAAAUUGUGCUCUCUCCAGCAACACAUUAAAAUAAAUAAAUAAAUAAAUAAAUAAAUAAAUAAAUAAAUAAAUAAAUAAAUAUCCAAACUAAGGGAAAUCUGGAAAUGAAAAUUUUAGGAACUUAGCAACCUCAGAGGCCUCACCAAGAGAAAACAAGAGAUGUAAAAACUUAGGCAUUUAAGACAAGAUAAAAGAAAUGGAUACCUUGGUCAAAGGAAAUGUUAAAUGUAGAUAAAAUCCUCACACAAAAUCUGGAAUACUAUGAAAAGGCCAAAUAUAUGAAUAACAGGAACAGAGGAAGAAACCCUUCUCAAAGAUACAGAAAAUAUUUUCAACAAAAUCAGAAGAAAAUUCCCUAAUCUACAAAAGAAGGUGCCUAACAAUGUAUUAGGAGCAUACAGAACAUAAAAUAGCAUGGACCAAAAAAGUACAUUCCUCGUGACACAUGGAACACUAAAUAUAUAGAACAAAGAAUAUUUAAAGCUACAAGGGAAAAAGACAUACAAAGGCAGAUCUAUUAGAAAAACACCUGACUUCUCAAUGGAGAUUUUAAAGCCAGAAAGGCCUGAACAGACGUUCUACAAACCCUAAGAGACCAUAGAUGCCAGCCCAACUAUAUCCAGCAAAAUUUCCAAUCAGGCGGAAAAAGAAAAAGACAUUCUAAGAUACUAAUCAAACUUAAGGAGUACCCGCCUAUAAACUCAGUCAUACAGAAGAGGCACUAGAGAGAAAACUUCCAUAUAAAGAAGAAAACCAUACCCAAGAAAAUACAAUAAGUAAUGCCAGACAGCAAAUCAAUACAUCACACCGAAAUAAGCAGAAGCAACAAACACUGCUCAUUGACAUCUCUCAACAUCAGUGGUCUCAAUUCCCCAAUAGAAAAAAUAUAGACUAACACAAUGAAUGGAAAAACAGGAUCCAUCCAAAAAAUAGCUUAACACCAAGCUGUUUAUCUUGAAUAGACAUCACUUCUGGGUAAAAGGAUGGGAAAAAUAUAUCCCAAGCAAACGGACCUAAGGAGCAAGCAGAUGGGGCCAUUUUAAUCCCUUACAAAAUAGAUUGGUGCCUAUAGAACUUUAACCCCUACAUCCUAGCGAAUUUAGUACAGGAAGGUACUCUGUAUGCUACCAAAGGAGAAGCAUAAAAACCAACCCAGCUACAAACUCUUUGAUCUACAAUGGUGUCCUACCUUUUGAGAUGUUAGUGCCAUGGUGGCACAAAACUUACAGCAGUAACCAACCAAUAUCUGAUUUAAUUUAAGGCCCACUCCAUGAGAUGGAACCCAUACCCAACACUGCUUGGGUGACCAAAGAACCUGAGACUAGAGAGCCCAGGGACCUAGAGUAAAACCAAAUACUACUACUCUACUGAAAUAGCUUAUCAAUAAAAUGGUGCCUGAUGACAUUCUGCUACACUCAGAUCUGUUCAGCCAUCAUCAGAGAAGCUCGCUUGCAGCAGAGAUAGCAACAAAUGUGAAGACCCACAGCCAGACAAUAUGCAGAACGCUCAGCCCUAAAUGGAAUGUCUCCCUGCAAAGGGGGAAGUAGAAAGAGUGUAAGAGCCAUAGGGGAGGGAGGACACCAAGGAAACAAGGCCCUCUAAAUCAACAUGGGGCAUACAUAAAUGGCAGCCUGCACCAGGUGUGGCCUUAGAGCUAAAAGGAAAAGCACACACAUGCCCCCGUCCCUAACCCAGAUGCUAUGUUCAAUUGAUAGCCACUUUUCAAAGGAAAAUUUCGUUUCAUCCAAGGAGUCUCAUUGGGGAAACAAACUACUCUUAAGGGUAGCCUGAUGCCCAACAGUAGACUGUCAACAAAGAACAGGCUCAAUUGCUCUUUGGAGGUCCCUUAUCUCUCAAUGUCAUGUCAGGGCCUUUUCAUUUAUUUUCUUGCUUAAAAAUUUUAUCUUUAAUUUUUUUAUUUUAUCCUAAAAGUCCUUUGUAUAUAUAUUAUGGCUUCUGGUUUUGUGAGGUUUUUUUUGGGGGGGGGGGAAGCAAACAAGUGGGUCUCUGUGUCUCUGUUUCCUGUACCUCCUUCUUACAUCCUUUUCCUUUCAUUUAUUUUGUCCUAUUCCGAUGUGAUUUUGUUUAGUUUCACAUUUUAUGAUUAUCCCUUAGAUGGCUAUUUGUUUCCUAAGAUACAGAAGCAGUGGAACCAGAUGAAAGGGGGUGUGAGGAGGAACUGGGAGAAGUAGAGGAAAGAGAACUGUUAUCAGGAUAUACUACAUAUUGAAAGAAUCUAUUUUCAAUAAAAGAAAGCAAUAAUCUAUUGCUUACCUAUGAUUAAAUUUAUGUCCAAAGGCAAUCCAGUCCUUUUCAAUUAAUACCUACACAAAAAAAGAAUAUAAAUAUCCUAGAAGCUUCUGAGGGAAAUGUAAGAGACCCACACUAAUAAUAAAGGACUCAGUUACUGGGAGCAGAAGAAACCCCCAACUGACAGAAUAUGCUGUCAGACAGGAGAGAGGGCUAAUUAGUUUAAGAGCACUUGAUACUCUUCAGAGAACCCAGUCUCAGGCCCCAGCACCCAUAUGGCUACUCACAACUGUCGGUACCUCCAGGUACACACAUACAUACCUGCAGACAAACCUCUUAUAUUAAACAAACAAUCUUAAAGAACCACAUUAUCCAUAAUGUACUGAAAAGGAAGAUAGUUGAAGGCCUUCUACAUGAAAGUUAAACUAAAAUAUAUGUGUGAGACUGCUGUAACUACCCAGAGUCCUAUAUAUGCUGGGUACUGUGCUUAUGGCUUUAUAUGUCAUUGUGUUUGUCUGACAACUAUUAUUACCCAUCAUUUUAGAGAAAAGGAAGGUAAAGUAAAGACAUGAAAUAUUCUCCAGAGAUCAUGGGCUUAGGUCUCUAUUUCUAACCUCUUCAGUUAACCAACAUGUAAUGUCCUUUCCCUACAAUGUAAAAUUCCCUGGCAACAACAAAAGGGAUGCUUUCUUGUGUCCUUAAUUAAAGGAUUCUUAAGUCAUGGUUAAGGACUAUGUUUGAAAUUUCAGCACUACUUUGAAAUUAGGGCUACCAUGAGUUUACUGUCUCAAAUAGUAUAGAUUUUUUUAAAAAAGUAAAAAACAAAAAAAUGUUUAAUCGUGGGCUGGAGUGGGUAUACAGCUCUUGCAGAAGAUCUGAGUUCAAGCCCAAUCCUCACUUGAAAUAACUUAUAAUCAUUUGUGCUUCUAGCCUCAGGGGGUACACACACACACACACACACACACACACACACACACACACACACACACACACACACACCUUUUUAAAAAACUGCGUAAACAAAAUAAUAUGGAAUAAUCUGUAGAAAUACAUGAACGGGCUGAAGUCUGCCCUUGACAACUCUAAAUGCAUUUAAUGGCUUAAUAGGUAAACAGUUCUACAAUUUGUACCUUGGAAACCCUACACUCUCCAGCUAAACAAAGGAAUCUAGCUUGCUCAGGAAAACACUGAGGCAGAAGUGUAUCUCAAAUGUCUGAAGUCGUAUAUUCUCAACAUACAAGUAGCCUGCCUCUUCUACCUUGUCCCCAUGGUUACAGCUAGUGUAACUUACUAACAAAGGUCCAGUGAUACAGACGAUUUUGUAGAGCCCCUGUCAGCCUCUAUCCUGAGCAGCCUCAAGAGCCACCAAGGAGCUCUAUCAAAUUGUGUUUCAAGAGGCAGGUACUAGGUCAACCAAUCACCGGGAAAGACCCUACAGUUAUUUGAAGGAAUUCUAUCAGCUCAACCAUAACCUCACAUCCCAGGCAACUGCAGCUGGAGUCAAAGCCAAAUUGUGAUGCACACCCAAAAGGUUCCAGUUCUCAAAGAUGCGUUCCUGAUUCCAGCAAAAAUGGAGAACACAGUGAAAUUCAAUAUGUCCACCAGUGCUAUCAAGAACCAUUGAAAAAAUAGACUUAGGAAUGAAGGCUGCUUUUUUUUUUUCUCCCAAACGCUGUUUGUAUAUGGAAAAAUACAAUGCAAUUUUUUCCCAAA
This is a messenger RNA of Cricetulus griseus (Chinese hamster), 5839 nucleotides long. NCBI's taxonomy places the organism in Eukaryota, Metazoa, Chordata, Mammalia, Rodentia, Cricetidae. The record is from RefSeq and is a predicted model, not a curated record.